Messenger RNA from Aspergillus uvarum CBS 121591, 861 nucleotides. RefSeq lists its product as uncharacterized. Lineage: Eukaryota; Fungi; Ascomycota; Eurotiomycetes; Eurotiales; Aspergillaceae. The transcript has 2 exons. The coding region runs from base 1 to 861 and encodes 286 amino acids. The record is from RefSeq and is a predicted model, not a curated record.
AUGUCCCUUUUCACCAAAACCAUUCACAUCACCGCGCACCCGGCGCCGCGCACCCUCUCCGACAGCAAACUCAUCCUCACCGCGCUGCAGAAAUUCGGCGAAGUCGUCACCUUCCGCAAUUUGAGGUACGACGUAACAAACCUCCCCACCACGACGAAAACCACCCGCCCACCAUCCCACAACAUAAUCGCCAUCUACGAAUCCGCCGCCGCGGCGACGGCCGCCUGCGCCGCGUCUCCGCUAUCAAUCCCUCUCACCCCGGACGCCCAGGCGCAGGCCCAACACACCCCACAGUCACAGUCACAGUCACAGUCAGAAUUACAAUCACAAUCACAGUCACAAUUACAAUCACAAUCACCAGCACAGUUCACGCAAGCACAACCCCCGAAACAAAAACAAUACUACACGCCCCUCCCUCUCCCGCCGCAGCAGCAGCAGCAGCAACACGCCUCGCCAGACGCAGCAGCACCGCACAACCUCCCAGCCCUCGACCCAACGCGAUCCGACGAAGACCACCCCACAACGAUAAGCUGCACCCUCACCGCCUCGCGCACCAACCACGCCGCCGCCAUCCGACGGAACCCCUGGUACGCUGGGUUCGAGGUCGAGAGGACGAGUCACCCGCGCAUGUUUGCGGAUCUGGUGCACGCUGGGAUUCCCCUCCGGGAGCUGGCGGAUGGGCCGGCGGGGCGGCGGAAGGCGGCGGGGGUGCCGCAUGGGCGGCGGCAGAGGGUGGAGGCGGAGACGGUGCGGUGGGGGGCGGGGAGUUUGAUGGGGUUGUUUCGGGGGGACCUUCGUGGUAAUAAUGGUGGUGAUGUAGGGGGGAGGAGGAAGGGGGGGGAGGAGAAGAGUAGAGAAUAA